AUAUAACAAGAGACCUGCAGCAGCUUUGACUUACAGCUCUCACAGGAAGGAUGGCGGCCACUUCAGCUCUACUCCUGCUGGUUCUGUGUGCUGUGGAUGCACAAGGCUUCAAGCAAUUAACAGAUGGUCAAGGCAGGGAGCGGUGUGCAGAAGAGGGAAGGUUCGCUCACCCGGACUACUGUGACGAAUAUAUCGACUGUGUCCGUCAAGGCGAAGGGAACGUUCUUCAGGCGUAUGUCGGCUCCUGUAGAGGUGGCGUCUUCGACCCCGACCUUAAAAAGUGUCUCCCCUCUACCAAGCACAACAGUAGCUGCAAAGCACAUCGCCGCCAAGGAAAGAUGACGCCGAUGGAACAUAACCACGACUUCGCUUGUAACCAGAUUCAAAAUGGUUUCUCUUGUCUCUCCUGCAAUACCCUUGUGAUAUGCGUUGAUGGCAAGGCACACACUGAAGAGUGUAGGACGGACUUUGCAUGUGAUGUCAGGGAGCCAUAUAAGGGCGCCGUCUGUUAUCCGAAAAGUCCUGCACAGUGCACGUGUGGUAACACCAAACAGCUGCUCCCCGACCCUUAUAAUCCACAAGCUUAUCUUGAAUGCAUGUCUGGAGCUAAAGAACCUACUGUUCGCUUCUGCCGCAAGGGCAUGUUCUUUUCAAGGGAAAAUUUAAUGUGUCAAUACCCUGGUAACAACGUUCAGUGCAGCAAUCAAGGAACUUUCCCGAACCCCAAUGACUGCACUGAAUACUACAAAUGCAUACAAACUACUGGAGGGUUCAUUCAGUACACAUUUCAGUGUACUUGUGGCUUUCUCUUUAAUGAAAUAACGGGGAGUUGUGAAGAUCCCUGCAGCUAUCAGCCAGAGGAGUUCAAAUGUAAGACUGAAGGCCGUUUUCCCAACCAGUAUGACUGUAGCAGUUACUACGUCUGUGUUGCCGACAAUAUCCUCCAGACAGGAUUCAUUCAAGAACUACGGAGAUGCCCUCUUGGACUCACGUGGACGGCAGGAUCGGUGGCUGGCACAGGGCAAUGCAUGCCCGGCAACAGCGCUAUUUGCACAAGUUACAGGGUUCCAAGGUGUGCCGUUCCUAAGGGAAGAAGCUGCGCGGCCACUCCCACUGUCACAAAAGGAGGAAGUUGUAGACAGGGAAGCCCGAACUGUCAGUGCAACUCAGCCACCGGCCAGCUGUCCUGCGGGAAAAAUUUCGUUGCUGUGGGAGACAGCUGCUCUCAAUGUGAGGAGGGAUGGACACUUUAUAAGUCUUCAUGCUACUAUUUCAAUGUUGAAAGAAAAGGUACUUGGGACGAAAGUCGCAGUUACUGCGCAGACUUCAAGAGCGAUUUAGUCAAAAUUACAAGUGCAGAGGAAGAACAUUUCAUCAGAGAACGCAUGGAUGGAUCCGUCUGGAUUGGUCUGAAUGACAUAAAAGAGGAGGGACGCUUUGAGUGGACAGAUGGCUCACGACCAACGUACACUGGGUGGUCGCCAAACGAACCUAACGACAGUGGUGGUGCAGAGGAUUGCACCACGUUGCGGAAGAGUGAGGGCUGGAAUGAUAUCAUAUGCAGCAGUAAAUUUGGGUGA
Molecule: messenger RNA, 1580 nt
Organism: Eriocheir sinensis (Chinese mitten crab)
Lineage: Eukaryota; Metazoa; Arthropoda; Malacostraca; Decapoda; Varunidae
Product: C-type mannose receptor 2-like
Exons: 8
Coding region: 51-1580 (509 amino acids)
Cellular component (GO): extracellular region
Molecular function (GO): chitin binding; signaling receptor activity
Source: RefSeq, a predicted model, not a curated record